Molecule: messenger RNA, 4767 nt
Organism: Colletotrichum lupini
Lineage: Eukaryota; Fungi; Ascomycota; Sordariomycetes; Glomerellales; Glomerellaceae
Product: glycoside hydrolase family 5
Exons: 8
Coding region: 1-4767 (1588 amino acids)
Biological process (GO): transmembrane transport; ergosteryl 3-beta-D-glucoside catabolic process
Cellular component (GO): membrane
Molecular function (GO): steryl-beta-glucosidase activity; transmembrane transporter activity
Source: RefSeq, a predicted model, not a curated record
AUGUCUGAUAUCGACACUCUCGGCCAGGCCGAGUCUCAUUCUGGCCAUGACAGGGUGACAAAACAACAAGCCCGCCACCGGCAUAUCAACGACCGGGCGGUAAUCGAGAACCCUCUCUCUCACUAUACCGACGAACAGCUAGAGGCAGAUGUCACGUCAUUCGCGGAGAGGUAUCUGAACGUCGAUAAGGGAGCUUUGAUACGAGCUGCGCGUGUGGCAAAGGAUAUCAAGCUAUACGACGAAGUUGCGAGAAACCCAAGCGAUGCGGCAGGAAAGGAGCUUCCGGUCCAGCUGACGGCAGAGGAGAAGCGGGCACUUGUUCGGGAACGCGAUGUCCCGUUCAGCGAAAAGGGGAUGUGGACCAUCAUCAUUACUGUGUCCCUCGCAGCAUUCUUGCAAGGUAGGCAAAUCAUCUUCUUGUCUUUGGCUCAAUAUCGGUUCACGGGCUCACCGAGCUCCCUAGGCCACGUGCAAGCGUCAUUCAACGGCUCCUCUCUGUAUGACACCGAGUUCGGGCUGAACACGACGGCCAAGAAAGACGACAACAGUGCGACGGGUAGCCAUGCUGAGUUAGGAAUCGAUGACUGGAAGCUGGGAGCCGCAAAUGCGUCUCCUUUCUUGUUCGCUGCGCUGCUGGGCUGUCCUCUUGCGCUGCCCGUAAACCAUUAUCUCGGUCGUAAAGGGGGGAUGGUGGUGGCUGCUUUUCUUAUCCUGGUCAGCUCGAUUGCUUCAGCCUUUGCGACAAAUUGGGUGCAUCUUUUUGGUAUUCGGCUGGUGAAUGGUAUAGGUAUGGGACUCAAGGCCGUCAGCACUCCAAUCCUAGCCAGUGAGACCGCGGUUGGUUUCUGGCGUGGCACCUCCAUUCUCGCAUGGCAGCUGUGGGUAGCCGCGGGCCUGAUGGUCGGCUUCGCCUUCAACCUGAUCUUCGACACAGCGGCCAACAAGCGGCUGACCUUCCAACUCAUGGUGGGCGCGCCCAUGGUCCCCGCCCUCGCGCUGCUCGUCCUGGUCAUCUGCUUCUGCGAAGAAAGCCCGCGCUACCUGAUGCGCGUGUCGAGUCCGCGGUACGACCCGCAGCGGGCCUACGAGAUCCUCAAGAAGCUGAGGAACACUGAGCUGCAGGCUCUCCGGGACAUCUACCUCGUGCACAAGUCUAUAGAGCAGGAGGAAGUGCCGGGCGGGGUCGCGAAUCUCAAGUACAUUCCGGGAUUUGUGUCAACCGUGGUGGGAUUCCUGCGGCAGUGGAGGCAGCUGUUUCUUGAGAGGCGGUUGAGGAACGCAUUGAUUAGUAGCUCGACUGUGGCGCUUGCCCAGCAACUGUGUGGAAUCAACGUGCUGGCCUUCUACUCGGGCACGCUGUUCAGCCGCGCCGGUGCGGAGAAGCGAGAUGCCAUGUUCUUCAGUCUAGGCUAUGGAGCUGUCAACUUCAUCUUUGGGCUACCCGCCAUCCGAACGAUCGAUACGUUGGGCAGACGGAAAUGGCUGAUAUUGACACUCCCCGUGAUGGCACUCUUCAUGCUCCUCGCGGGCGUCUCCUUCAACAUCCACAACCUGAAUGCCAAGGUCCCAGUGGUGGCACUGUUCAUCCUCCUGUUUGCGGCCGCGUAUUCGCCUGGUCUGGGGCCUAUCCCGUUCACCUACGCGUCAGAGAGCUUCCCGCUAUCUCACCGCGAAGCUGGGGCCGCAGUCGCCAUCGCGGUGAAUCUGGGCUUUGCCGGUCUGCUCUCCGUCUUCUUCCCGCGUAUCAAUUCCGGGCUGGGCGACGGCGGCUCGCUAUACCUCUUUGCGGGACUGAAUGUCUUGGCCCUGGUCAUGGUCUUUUUACUGUUGGAGGAGACCAAGAGGCGCAGCCUAGAAGACCUGGACCUCGUGUUUGCUGUGUCGAAGCGACAGUUCGUCAAGCACCAGGUUGUCGAGUACUUGCCGUGGUUCUUUAGGCGUUAUGUCCUGCGGAAGCACGAGUACAAGCCGAGUCUGUAUAUUGAUCUGAUCUGGGGGUCCAGAGACGACGAAGACGAGCGGACACGGGCGAGGGAUGCGCGGCGGAUGGACGGGAGGAGAGAUAGUUCCGAGUCGGACAGAGACAGCACUCACGCCGGGCCGGUCAGACCCACCUCCAUCCCGUCAAAUCCCCGAUUAUUUGGCGGCGUCAGCCCGGAGUUCAAGCGAGAGCCAACGCCGCGGCCCCUCCGCCUGACCCCGCUAGAGUCCCUUGGGAAGGGCUCCCAUUGGCUCCGAGGGGCACCCCGUCAGGACGUCAUCGAACCGUCCCAAUUAUUCCAAUCUCGGACCUUUCGUGACCCGUUCAGUCCGCCGUCGUCAGUCGCUGCGCGCUGCGCGUGUGUCCUGCUGCUCUCCUAUCUCGAAACCGCAAAGUUGAAUUUGUCUCUUCCUUCUCCAAGCUCCAGGACGUCGUCAUUGCACCUUGGCGGCAUAGCGAACGAGAAGCACUGCCAGAUCUCGACAACACAAGCCCUCGCCAUGUCCACAUUUCGAUUGACUAUCGAAGACGGCCAGUUCCGCGACGGCUACGGUAGACAAGUUGUGCUUCGAGGCCUCAAUGUCGCCGCCGACGCCAAGCUCCCCAGCGAGCCAGAUCAACCCUCGCACAUUGGCGACGGCUUCUUCGAUGGCGACAAUGUCAAGUUUCACAACCGUCCUUUUCCCAAGGACGAGGCUCACGUUCAUUUCUCGAGGAUAAAGCGCUACGGAUACAACACCAUCCGUUACGUCUUCACCUGGGAGGCCAUCGAAGCCGCUGGCCCAGGACGUUACGAUGAAGAAUGGAUCCAGCAUACGAUUGAGAUUCUGAGGAUAGCUAAAGAAUAUGGCUUUUACAUCUUCAUGGACCCUCACCAGGACGUGUGGUCGAGGUACUGUGGUGGUUCUGGCGCCCCAAUGUGGACAAUCUACGCCUGCGGCCUCAACCCGCAGAGCUUCUCCGCCACCGAGGCCGCGAUCGUGCACAACACAUACCCGAAGCCCGAAGAGUUCCCCAAGAUGAUCUGGUCGACAAACUACUGGCGUCUCGCCGCCGCGACAAUCUUCACCAUGUAUUUUGGCGGCAGGGAUUUUGCGCCAAAGUGCAUCAUUAACGGCAUAAACAUUCAGGACUUUUUGCAGGGCCACUUCGUCGCCGCCUGCGCGCACCUCGCGAAGCGCAUACACGAGGCCGGCGACCUCGAGAACGAGGUUGUCAUCGGGUGGGAGAGCAUGAACGAGCCGGGCUGCGGUCUGGUCGGCUACCAGGAUAUCGCCGUCAUCCCCAAUGCGCAGAAGCUGAAGAAGGGCUCGUGCCCGACGAUCUGGCAGACGCUCCUCACGGGAUCUGGCCGCGCCUGCGAGGUGGAAACGUGGGACAUGGGUGGCAUGGGCCCGUACAAGGUCGGUCGUUCACUGAUUGACCCCCACGGUGAGAUGGCUUGGCUGCCCGCCGACUAUGACGACUCGAGAUACGGCUGGAAGCGAGACGAGGGUUGGAAGCUCGGCGAGUGCAUCUGGGCUCAGCACGGUAUCUGGGAUACGAAGACGGAUACCCUGGUCAAGAAGGACUACUUUUCCAAAAACCCUAGGACCGGGAAAACGAUCGACCACCCAGAGUUUACUAAUACGUAUUUCAUGGACUCUUACCGGUUAUACAGAGACGCUAUCCGCCCCAUUCACAAGAACUGCAUUAUGCUGAUGCAAUACCCGACACUAGAGCUACCACCUCAGAUCAAAGGCACCGCCGACGACGAUCCGAUGAUGGCCUUUUCACCGCAUUGGUACGAUGGUAUUACACUCAUGACGAAACGAUGGAACAGAGUAUGGAACGUGGACGUUGUUGGCGUGUUGCGCGGGCGAUACUGGCACGAGGCACUCUCUGUUAAGGUCGGGGAGACUGCUAUUCGGAACUGCUUCAAAGACCAGCUUGCGUCAUUGCGGCAAGAAGGCCUGGAUAGAAUGGGUAAUCACCCAUGUGUUAUGACGGAAUUCGGUAUCCCAUACGAUAUGGGCGACAAGAAAGCGUAUAAGACGGGAGAUUACUCGGAUCAGUCAGCUGCCUUGGAUGCCAACUAUUUUGGUGCCGAAGGCUCGGGUAUGGAAGGCCACUGUUUGUGGGUUUACGUUGCAAAGAACACUCACGAGCACGGUGAUCUCUGGAACGGCGAGGAUCUGUCAGUCUUCUCACUAGACGACAAGACACUACCCAUGUCGCCUCUCCCCCGCAGCCCAUCACCCAACCCGUCGUCAGACCUCAAGCGCAACUCCAUGAGCAGAGACGUUCCGGACGAAUCGACCGUCACGCCGGAAAACCUGCAAAGCACAAUCACGAACCCGUCGAUAUCAUCCGCCCCCUCCAAGGACCCAGAGCUGACCAACGCGCCGGGCCUCCGCGCCGCCGAGGCCUUUGUGCGGCCGACCCCCGUCGUCGUGGCGGGCGACGUCCUCGAGUACGGCUUCGACCUGCGCAGCUGCACCUUUACGCUCAAGCUCAAGGCCACCGCGCCUCCAUCCGAGACGGCGCCGACGGUGGUGUUCUUGCCCGAGUUUCACUACCCACAGGAUAACUGCACGGUCGAGGUGUCGUCGGGCAAGUGGGCGAUCAGCAUGGAUGAUGACGAGGGCCCGCUGCUGCAGAAGCUCAAGUGGUGGCACGCGGACGGGGAGCAGACGCUCAAGGUUACGGGCUUGGUGAGGCAGCAUAACAUCGUCGAAGGAUCCGAGGAGGACAUGGGGUACCUGGAGCAGUGCCAGCAGAACUACGCUAGGUGCAGCGUGAUGUAA